UUCCACCCGGAACCAUUAAGUGGACGGAAAGUGAACCAGAAGGAGCUGCAUAGCUUUUUUGUUAAAACUUCAGCAUGUCUGCUAAACUAAACGCUUUAACUAGUGAUUCUUAUACUGAAAUUAGCCAAUAUAGAGAUCAACACUUUAAGGGUAACCGCUAUGACCAGGAGAAGCUGCUGAAGCAGAGCAACACGUUAUAUGUGGGGAAUCUGUCCUUCUACACCACUGAGGAGCAGGUACAUGAGCUGUUUGCUAAAUGUGGAGAUGUCAAACGCAUCAUCAUUGGUCUGGAUAAAGUCAAGAAGACGGCCUGUGGAUUCUGCUUUGUUGAAUACUACACACGAACGGGUGCCGAAAAUGCCAUGCGCUUCGUUAAUGGCACACGGCUGGACGACCGCAUCAUUAGGACAGACUGGGAUGCAGGUUUUAAGGAGGGUCGGCAGUACGGCCGUGGAAAAUCAGGAGGACAGGUGAGAGAUGAGUACAGACAGGAUUACGACCCAGCCAGAGGCGGCUACGGCAAACUGGCUAUCCAGCAUCGAUCCACAGAAUCACGCAAUACUUUUUAGACUGAUACCCAGCAGCUUCACUAAGCCUCCCUCCUGGACUGGAUUAAUUCUUCAACAAGCGGCUAUGUGGAACCAGAACAUUGUUUUUUUUUUUUUAUUUAUUUCUUUUUUUCCCCCUCUUCUGAAAACAACAAAACGACCACUGCAUCCAGAUCUGGGACAUAAAAGCCAAGCCUCCAUAAUAAAGAACAGUUACUGUAGUUACCAUACAUACUGUAUACAAGCUAAAAUAUUGCCAUCUUGUGGCGGGCUGGAAAGAUUAUAGUCAAAUAUGUUGACAUUUGCUCUGUUUCUGUUAUAAAUUGUGUGUACUUUUCUUUUUAAAUAAAGAUUUGUUUUUAAAGUUA
Cololabis saira (Pacific saury) is the source of this 916-nucleotide messenger RNA. It is a transcript of the gene ncbp2, whose product is annotated as nuclear cap binding protein subunit 2. Gene Ontology annotation, biological process: mRNA cis splicing, via spliceosome. Gene Ontology annotation, cellular component: nuclear cap binding complex. The transcript has 5 exons. Gene Ontology annotation, molecular function: RNA cap binding. Lineage: Eukaryota; Metazoa; Chordata; Actinopteri; Beloniformes; Belonidae. The record is from RefSeq and is a predicted model, not a curated record. Bases 75 to 569 code for a protein of 164 amino acids.